Messenger RNA from Neopelma chrysocephalum (saffron-crested tyrant-manakin), 669 nucleotides. Its product is annotated as keratin, type II cytoskeletal 5-like. The transcript is spliced from 4 exons. The record is from RefSeq and is a predicted model, not a curated record. Gene Ontology annotation, biological process: keratinization; intermediate filament organization. Gene Ontology annotation, molecular function: structural constituent of skin epidermis. The annotation marks the transcript as partial. Lineage: Eukaryota; Metazoa; Chordata; Aves; Passeriformes; Pipridae. Gene Ontology annotation, cellular component: keratin filament.
UACGAGGAGCUGCAGGUCUCGGCCGGGCGCCACGGGGACGACCUGAGGAACACCAAGAUCGAGAUCUCGGAGAUCAACAGGAUGGUGCAGAGGCUGCGCAACGAGAUCGACAGCGUCAAGAAACAGUGUGCCAACCUCCAAGCCGCCAUCGCCGAGGCCGAGGAGCGCGGGGAGAUGGCCCUCAAGGACGCCAAGGCCAAGCUGAGCGAGCUGGAGGACGCCCUCCAGAAGGCCAAGCAGGACCUGGCCCGGCAGCUCCGGGAGUACCAGGAGCUCAUGAACGUCAAGCUGGCCCUGGACAUCGAGAUUGCGACCUACAGGAAGCUGCUGGAAGGGGAGGAGAGCAGGCUGGCUGGAGAAGGAGUGGGAGCCGUCAGCGUCUCCGUGGUCAGCAGCUCCAGCGGGAUGGGAUACGGCGGCGGGAGCUGCCUGGGGAUGGGCGGAGGGCUCGGGAUGGGCGGCGGCGGCGGAUUCUCCGUGAGCGGCGGCGGCUUCGGGGGAGGCAGCGCCGGAGGCUUCGGGGGAGGCAGCGGCGGCGGCUUCGGGGGGCUCAGCUACGGCGGGGGCAGCACCUUCAGCUCCGGCAGCAGCCGAGGCGUGAGCUCCAGCACGGGCGGCAGCGUCAGGAUCGUCUCCAAGACCACCACCAGCAAAAAGACCAUCAGAUAA